Messenger RNA from Amborella trichopoda, 2363 nucleotides. Its product is annotated as phosphatidylserine decarboxylase proenzyme 2. The record is from RefSeq and is a predicted model, not a curated record. Gene Ontology annotation, molecular function: phosphatidylserine decarboxylase activity; calcium ion binding. Lineage: Eukaryota; Viridiplantae; Streptophyta; Magnoliopsida; Amborellales; Amborellaceae. Gene Ontology annotation, biological process: phospholipid biosynthetic process.
AUUAGCCGCUUGAAAUUGAAUGUUAUUAUUAUUUUUGUUCCUUUAUGGAGAGAGUUGAUUUUGAAUAUUCCAUGAUCUCAUCCAUUCCCCAUCUGCAACUCUGCAGAGAGAGUCCGUGUUGUGUUGUGUUUCAGAGAGAGAGAGAGAGCAGUCCCUGCUCUAGAAUAGAGUGAAAUGGGCCAUACGGUAUCAAGAUCUUCUACGAGUGGCCUCAGUUCAGAGGUCUCUUCUCAUUCAUCUUCGGAAUCUCGACGCUCUCGAUUCCGGCGAUUCCUCAGACGACACCGUCCUCACGAUGGUGAUCGCGACGAUGGAGCCCCCACCACCAAGAACCUCACUACUGAAAAUUUCUCCGGAAUUGCUCUAAUUCAACUCCAAAGCGCUGAGAUGCAGUUCAAAGACAAGUGGUUUGCCUGUGUGUCUCUUGGGGAACAGACUUUUCGAACUACCACCUCUGAGAAUACAGAUAAGCCCGUUUGGAACUCUGAGAAGAAAGUCGUGUUGGAAAGAAAUGGGCCUCACAUUGCACGCAUAACAGUGUUUGAGACCAACAGGCUUUCCAAAAAUAAUCUGAUCGGUUAUUGUGAGAUUGACAUUCUAGAGGUUCUCAAUCGUGAGUCGGAUGAUAUCUUUGAAGUACUAGAUUUGAUCGAUCCGGUUUCUCCUAGCAAAGUUGUGGGUACAAUAUCUCUGUCAUACAAUGUUGAGGAUCCCAUAGAAACAGAGAAGAGUUUUGCACAUCGCCUCUUGGCUAUAGUGGACUAUGAUGAAGAUGACCACUUGUCUUUCUCUGAGUUCAGCGACUUAAUUUGUGCAUUCGGUAAUGAGCUCGCCGCUAGCAAGAUUGGGGAGCUUUUCAAAAAAGCAGACAAGAACGGGGAUGGUGCGGUCAGCAUUGAAGAAUUAUCAGAUCUUCUCGCUGUUCAACAAGAACAGGAAUCACUCAUAAAUUGCUGCCCUGUCUGUGGUGAAAGUCUUGGAAAAUUUGAUCAGUUAAAUGCUGUUAUUCAUUUGACUCUUUGUUUUGAUGAGGGGACAGGAAAUCAGAUUAUGACUGGAGGAUUCUUGACUGAUAAGCAGGCGUCAUAUGGAUGGAUGUUCAAAUUGAGUGAAUGGGCACAUGUUUCAUCAUAUGGGAUAGGCCUCAAGUCCGGAUCAGCUUCUUCACACAUUCUGGUAUUUGAUAGGAGAACCAAGAGGCUUAUAGAAGAACUCAUUGAUCCCAAAAUUGUUCUUUCGUUACGAGCUAUUUACCAAUCAAAGAUUGGUCUAGGGCUUAUUGAUAAGGGAGCCAAAGAUAUCUUGCUCAACAUUUCUAAGAAGCAAGGGAAGCGAAUGGAUUCACCUGAAUCUGCUAAAGACAUCCCCAAAUUCAUUGAAUUCUUUAAUGAUCGUAUCAACAUGGAUGAGUUUAAGUACCCCGUCGAACAUUACAAGACAUUUAAUGAAUUUUUCAUUAGAAAGUUAAAACCAGGUGUUCGACCAAUUGCAUAUGAAGGAAACAAUGGUGUGGCAGUUUGCGCUGCCGAUUGUCGCUUAACAACAUUUAAAUCAGUAGAUGAUAGUUUAAGAUUCUGGAUCAAGGGUCGUAAGUUUUCUGUUCAAGGCCUCUUAGGGAAGGAUAUUUGCUACAAUGCUUUAGAUGAAGGAUCUUUGGCAAUAUUCCGUCUGGCCCCACAGGAUUACCAUCGUUUCCACGUUCCAGUCUCUGGAACCAUUGAGAAAUUUGUGGAUAUUCCUGGAAGCUUGUACACUGUUAAUCCUAUAGCUGUGAAUAGCAAGUACUGUAAUGUCUUCACUGAUAAUAAGAGAGUGGUCUCCAUAAUUUCAACCGAAGAAUUUGGAAAGGUGGCAUUUGUUGCCAUUGGAGCUACGAUGGUUGGUAGCAUCACCUUCUUAAGAAAGGAAGGAGACUAUGUCAACAAGGGAGAUGAGUUUGGAUAUUUUUCGUUUGGUGGCAGCACUGUCAUGUGUGUUUUUGAGAAGGAUGCGAUCGAGAUAGAUACCGACCUCCUUGCAAAUAGUGAAAGAUCACUCGAGACUUUGGUUUCUGUGGGGAUGACAUUGGGUGUCUCCAAACGGAGAUCGAAUGAUAUCAGAAGGCCUACUUUGGAGGAUAGCAUCGUGGGCAACCCUACUUAAGAGUGUUAAAACUUUUAAGAAUCGAAAGUGACUGCAUUUCAUAUUUUAUUAUGAGUUGAUCUGCAAACCUAUUUGUAUAUUUUGUAUUGUUCAAGCUAUUUACAACGAUGAUUAAUGUAAAACUUGGUGUAAAGUGGGUUCCAAGGUUUCUGAAUGUAUGAGACAUGUAUUUCUAGGAUCGAAGUGCAUUUUGAUAUAGGAAGAUGAUACUUUUCUGUGCU